UAUAUAUAUGGGUGUGUGUGCACCUCUCUAGUAUAUGUAGACUUAUGAGGGAACUCCGAUAACCAUUUUUGCAGAGCUUUUGGAGAUCUUAAAAAGAAAGAAAAAAAAACAAUGGCUCUUUUCAUGGUGGUUUUGGUACUGCUGUUCAUUCUGGCCCUUUCUAUAUGCACUGCUUUGUUAAGAUGGAAUGAACUUAAGUUCAGUAAAAAAGGUUUGCCUCCUGGUACUAUGGGUUGGCCAAUCUUUGGUGAAACCACAGAGUUUCUCAAACAAGGUCCUAAUUUCAUGAAAAACCAAAGAGCAAGGUAUGGGAGUUUCUUCAAAUCACAUAUACUAGGAUGUCCUACAGCUGUUUCCAUGGAUCCAGAGCUUAAUAGAUAUAUACUAAUGAAUGAAGCUAAAGGUCUUGUUCCUGGUUAUCCACAGUCCAUGUUAGAUAUCUUGGGUAAAUGUAACAUUGCAGCUGUUCAUGGUUCUACUCAUAAACAAAUGAGAGGAGCUUUGCUGGCUCUCAUUAGUCCUACUAUGAUUAAACAACAACUUUUGCCUAAAAUAGAUGAAUUCAUGAGAAAUUUUGUGAGUGAUUGGGAUAAUAAAAUCAUUGACAUUCAAGAAAAGACCAAACAGAUGGCAUUUUUAUCAUCACUUAAACAAAUUGCAACUGUUGAAUCAACUUCAAUAGCACAAGAAUUCAUGCCUGAGUUCUUUAAAUUAGUGUUGGGGACUUUAUCGCUGCCUAUCGAUCUCCCCGGUACGAAUUAUCGACGAGGACUUAAGGCAAGGAAAAUUAUACUUACAAUACUAAAACAACUAAUAGAAAAGAGAAGAGGCAAUCAAGAAUCACACAAGGACAUGCUUGCUUACUUGAUGAGCAAAGAUGAUAAUAAUAGAUACAAAUUAAGUGAUGAUGAGAUCAUUGAUCAAAUCAUUACCAUCUUGUAUUCUGGUUACGAGACCGUGUCGACGACAUCGAUGAUGGCCGUUAAGUACCUACAUGAUCAUCCAUCUAUUCUUGAAGAACUAAGAAAAGAACAUAUGGCAAUUAGAGAAAAGAAAAGACCAGAGGACCCGAUUGAAUGGAAUGAUCUUAAGCCAAUGAAGUUCACUAGAGCUGUGAUUUUUGAGACUUCAAGAUUAGCUACUAUUGUUAAUGGGGUUUUAAGGAAAACUACUGAAGAAAUGGAACUAAAUGGAUUUGUGGUCCCUAAAGGAUGGAGAAUCUACGUAUAUACAAGAGAGAUAAACUAUGAUCCUUUCAUCUAUCCUGAUCCAUUAGCUUUCAAUCCAUGGAGAUGGAUGGACAAAAGCUUGGAAUCUCAAAGUAAUUUCUUGAUAUUUGGAGGAGGUACAAGGCAAUGUCCUGGAAAAGAAUUAGGAAUUGCAGAAAUUUCAACAUUUCUUCAUUAUUUUAUAACUAGAUACAGAUGGGAAGAAAUUGGGGGAGAAAAAUUGAUGAAAUUUCCAAGAGUUGAAGCACCAAAUGGACUACACAUUAGGGUUUCUUUUUACUAACUAUUAAAGAGAUGUAUAUGUACAUAUGAUAUAAUGAUUUGUUGAGUUUAAAAAAAAAAGAGGUUUAGGGUUGGAGUUCGAUUUUAGAACACACUCCGGUACUUAAGUUAGACUGAAGUGCAAAAGGCUGCGUAUGCCGGAUUUUCCCUCACUUGGGUUGUAUAGAUCCGGUCGGACACAUUAGUGGAUGGGACGAUGUUUUCUUAUUGAGGGGUUUGGUGGUUAAUGGUACGAACGAUUUUUUUUUCUCAAGGGCUCAAGCUUUAAGAAGCUGGAUAUGAUCCGAAAUAUCUUAUGCGAUGUCGGUUCGGGUUAUCGGAACUGCUGAUUUGGACUCUGAAUCUAAUGGGCUUAACAGUAAUCAAAAGGGAAGACAAAAUGAUGUUAACAAGAGAUGACUAGAUUGUGAAUUUUCUGAAAUUGAGAGUUUGGAAUUAUAAAUUAUCUUUUUUUA
Gossypium raimondii (Peruvian cotton) is the source of this 1966-nucleotide messenger RNA. RefSeq names its product cytochrome P450 85A. NCBI's taxonomy places the organism in Eukaryota, Viridiplantae, Streptophyta, Magnoliopsida, Malvales, Malvaceae. Gene Ontology annotation, biological process: sterol metabolic process. Gene Ontology annotation, molecular function: heme binding; monooxygenase activity; oxidoreductase activity, acting on paired donors, with incorporation or reduction of molecular oxygen. The record is from RefSeq and is a predicted model, not a curated record. The coding region runs from base 112 to 1512 and encodes 466 amino acids. The transcript has 9 exons.